UUUCACUAUUUUCACUGGACAAGGUUCAAAUUAAGACCGAGAAAUAGAUGACGGGUGAUUGUAAGACAAAGAAAGAAAAAAGAAAAAAAGUGCCAGAGAGGAAGGGAGAGAAAGUAAAUAAGAGAGGGGAGUAAAAUAAAUAAUAGGUUAGGCGAGAGAAAUAAAAGGAGAGAGAGGAACAGAGAGAGAGAGAGAGAGAGAGAGAGAGAGAGAGAGAGAGAGAGAGAGAGAGAGAGAGAUGUGGCAAGUAGUAAGAAGUGCAGGGUAAGUGCCCAGAACUCCGCAAGAUUUAGUACCGUUAACAACGUUUCUGAUGUCCAUCGUACUCUCGGACCUGCGUGAUGGAGCACGACUACACGUGCAAGCAAUUCGCCCCACUGUGGUUCUGCAGGGCGAUAAUCACAACUUUCGAAUUUUAACCUGCCUCAAGUCCAACCAUGUGAGGAUGUACCUUCACUUCCCAGGUUCCUUUGGAACGCUUACCUUCACGCGUUUCUCCUGCGUCGGAACCCGCUAAAAACUACGAGGAUGAACGUUCUCGCUCUGUUCUUCGGCUGCUGUGCGCUAUUGUGCGUGCACUCGGUAUCGCAAGCCCUUGGUCUCGAACCCAAACCGAGGCUAACGUCUUCUGCAGCGAAGAGCGGCACCAAGGUCUCGCGCAUUCGCGCUGCGGCGCCGCCGAUUCCGGUCGAAGCGAUGCCCCCGCAAAGCGCAGCGCACGCGCCCUCAGGACUCACCGCACGCACCAGCGUAGCAAAGGCCAUCCUCGCGGCGCAUCAAAGAGCGUCGGCAAAAAGGAGCGUGAAGGUGAAAGGUAAAGUGGUGGAGAAAGAGAGACCGAGACAACCGGUUGUCACACCGCAUGAUUACAUGCUGUCUCUUUACUGGUCUCUGUCCACUGGGCAGAUAAACCGAAGCGCAAUGCACGAGGCGGGCAUGGCUAAUACCAUCACGAGCUUCGUGGACAAAGGACAAGAUGAGCAUGUGCCCUUGUUAAAGCGCCAGAGGUAUUACUUUAACAUCAGUUCCCUGGAGAAGGAGGGACUGCUGGGAGCUGAAUUACGUAUUCUCCGAAAGCCCUUCACUGAUCCUAUUAGAAACCCUGCCACUGAGGGCAGAAACUGUCUUCGACUUUACACAUGUGCCACAAGUAAGCAGAGGGCUAUGUUGCUCCAGUCGCAGCCCAUACAGGAUCAUAGCAUCCCAAAAUGGGAGGUGUUUGACAUUUGGAAACUGUUCAAGAGUUUCAGAAACACUGUUCAGCUUUGUUUUGAGUUGGAGGCAAUAGAUCAGGGCCACCCAUUGGACCUCAGGUCACUUGGCCUGGAUCGUUCAGGACGGCAAAACAAGGAGAAGGCCUUCUUUGUGGUGUUCAGCCGCACAAAGAAGCAUGGUCUCUUUUACAAUGAGAUCAAGGCACGCUCAGGCCAUGACAAAAAAACUGUCUAUGAUUACCUGUUUACGCAGCGCAGAAUGCGCCGGGCACCACUGCCACGUGUCAAGAAACUGAGCAGAAGUCCAAAGACACGGUGCAACCGCAAGGAGCUUCAUGUUAACUUUAAGGAGAUGGGCUGGGAUGACUGGAUCAUUGCACCAUUGGAGUAUGAGGCCUUUCACUGUGAUGGAAUCUGUGAUUUUCCCAUCCGCUCACAUCUGGAGCCCACCAAUCAUGCCAUCAUCCAGACACUCAUGAACUCUAUGGAUUCUCACUCGACACCUCCCACCUGCUGUGUACCCACGAGACUUAGUCCUAUCAGUAUCCUCUACAUUGACUCAGCUAAUAAUGUUGUGUACAAGCAAUAUGAGGACAUGGUGGUAGAGAGUUGUGGCUGUAGAUAGCCAAAAGUACUAGAAGAGAAUGCUAAAAGAAAUUCUACUAUUCUAAAGCUAGACAAAUUGUUCUUGCAUUCUGUGGCUUACUAUGUGGCAUCAGUGUCCUCCUUCAAGGCACAUCUUCUAACUGCCACUAGACUUGCUGGGUUCAAGCAUAUCAUUUAGGUCAUUGGAAUAGUUUGGACUAGAUACAUAGUAUACCUUCAAUAUAGAUACACAAAGUACAUUCUCGUAUUUGUUAAUCUAUUUACAUACACAAUCUUUAGCACAACUUUGUGAAGAUUGGUUCAAUUCACAUGUGAAGGAUAAGUCUAUGCAGAUGUUUUCAAUAUAUAUAUUUUUAAAUCUUCCUUAAUUUAUUACACAAACCUAAAUUAAUAUUCAAAUAUUUCAAUUCUUACACAGCUAAUUAAUUCAGUAACUUUGGGGCAUUUUCAGAUUUUCAGGCAACAUAAAUUCAAAUGUUAUGAUGGGGUGGUCUAAACUUAUGCUGGGAAAGCUCUCUGUAUUCAUAUUUAAGCAGGUACUAGACUUUAAUUUCUGGACAGUCCAUUUUAAAUCUGUUAAAUCUGUUUUUAUUAAGAAUGCACUACUUCUUUUUCUGUCAGUGGCAUGCUCCAGUCUCCUGACUUAAAGAAAAAAUAAUUUCAUAUUUCUACCACAUUUCUUUAUAAACAACAGAAAUGUUUUAUUUAUUGAGCUGCUGUUCCAUAUAGCCCAUUAAGACCAUGCACUGAUCACAGGCCAGCAUAUGUCUGUUGGAGUUUCCAAAAAAAUAUAAUUGAAUGAAUUUUAAAAACAUUAAUUUGUAAAUUCAUUGCAUUCAUUCAUUGUUUUCUUGGAUUGUUCUCCAUCAUUCCUGAAUCUUCCCGAAAAAUCACGUGCAUUAAAAUGAAAUGUUUCUUAAAGGACCCCAGAAUGACUCUUCUGAACUAACUAAAGUAAAUCUGAU
Molecule: messenger RNA, 2785 nt
Organism: Ictalurus punctatus (channel catfish)
Lineage: Eukaryota; Metazoa; Chordata; Actinopteri; Siluriformes; Ictaluridae
Gene: gdf5
Product: growth differentiation factor 5
Exons: 2
Coding region: 529-1839 (436 amino acids)
Biological process (GO): BMP signaling pathway; SMAD protein signal transduction
Cellular component (GO): extracellular region
Molecular function (GO): growth factor activity; cytokine activity
Source: RefSeq, a predicted model, not a curated record